CUUUCUCCGACUUUCUAGGACGUGUUUUAUGCCACUUCUUUUUCUGUCUCAUUUUGUCCACCAAACUUUAAACGUUGUGCAUGAAAGUAGGUCUUCUGCUGUCUGCAGCCGUGCAAGUCCUGCCCUCCGCCAACCCGGUCGCAGUCGGGGCCACGCUGACGCUUUCCCUCCAUCCAGCCACGGCUCUGAGGGGCGGAAGCUGGGCGGUGGGAGAUUCCCUCAUCCUCACCUGGCUCGGGGAGCAGGAGGCAGUUUUCCCCGACCACAGCGGCAGGGCGUCGGUGGACGUCAUCACGGCGGCCCUCACCCUGACGGCGGUGACCUUGGAGGACUCGGGAGUGUACGUGGUGCAGAGCAGUGAUCCUCCGUUCAGAGCCAAUGCCUCCAUCACCGUCUUGGAGCCUGUUUCAAACGUGACCUUCAGCGUCAAUCAAACGGACCUGUCGGAGUUGUCCACAGUGGUGGUGACGUGCUCCGCCUCCUCAGGCUCAUCGCCGUCGUUCCUGUGGCUGAAUGGCAGCUCCGAGGUCGUCGCCAAUGAAAGAGUUGCGCUCACUGAUGAAAACGCCACGCUCUCCAUCGUUGGCGUUACCCGCCACGACCGUGGACCCUUCAGGUGCUUUGCGUUCAAUCCCGUCAGCAACGGCACCAGCGAUUUUUUAACCUUCACCAUCACCUACGGCCCCGACAACAUGGUCCUCGCCGUCAACGGCAACGCGACUUCCUUUCUGACCGGAUCCAACCUGACCAUGCUCUGCUCGGCUCAGUCCAGUCCUCCUGCUCUGCUGCAGUGGGCUUUCAGGGGCCAACUUCUAAACUCCACGGGUCCUUCGCUGAAGCUGUUUGAUGUCAGCCAGGACCAGAGCGGCCCCUACGGAUGUCUGGCCUACAACAAUGAGACCAACAGAAGCAGCAACAUCACCAAAGACGUUGUGAUCAGCAAGUCGCACACAUCAGCAUUGAAACAACAUGCCUUUCACGUGUGGCUCGUUCCCAUGAUGCCAUGGCUCGGAUUCCUCCUGGCAAUGCUCGAUGCUGGUGGCCCCCUCUGAACCAUGCAUGGUGAAACAAUAUUGUGUGUGUCCAAUAUUGUGAAAUAUAUAGAAAACAUAAUUGCUGCUUAAAUACUACAUCAUUAAUAUUAACCAACAAUGUAACUAUUUAGAUCCAGCUGAAAUAUUGUAUUUUU
This is a messenger RNA of Nerophis lumbriciformis (worm pipefish), 1189 nucleotides long. RefSeq names its product cell adhesion molecule CEACAM1-like. NCBI's taxonomy places the organism in Eukaryota, Metazoa, Chordata, Actinopteri, Syngnathiformes, Syngnathidae. The record is from RefSeq and is a predicted model, not a curated record.